GGAUUGCUAUCUUUGUGACAGCUUUUCCGCUUGGCAGGCUGUGUCUGAGCCGGGGAACUGGACUGGACUGUGGUGUUUCGUGGAGGAGGUGGGAGAGGAGGUGGAGGAGCAGGAGGGAGAACUGAGGGGCAGGCUGGACAGAUGGAGGAUGGCACCCAACACCUGGGACACUGCAUGGUUGACAUGAAGGAGCUGAGCGCCAACCCUGAAGGACUGACUGCUGCCGGUGUUAUUCUAACACCCAAGCUGCCUCAGGUGGAGUUCAGCCUAGCCUGUAAUGAUCUGGUGUCCUCAGGCAGAGACAGGAAGCCCAAUGCUUUGGUCCAGGUGGCUGUCAUAGAUCCCCACAAGCAGCACCUCGUCACUCACGCCUGCACAGAGAUAGUGGAGGCGAACAAAGACCCACUAUUUCUGACGGGGGUGACCUUCCCUUCAGAGUAUCCUGCUAGCCCAGAGACACUAGUCAAGCUAACUGUGUAUGAUGCAAAGGACAAGAGCCAGGAAUCAAGCAGCUUCCUCGGUAGUGCAACAUUUUCAGUCGGUGAUCUGCUGAGGGCUAAGGAUGAACGACUGACCUUGAGUCUCAGGUCAUCUGAUGGUGUGUGUGCAGCAGGAACAGUGGUGGUGAGCCGUCUGAAGAUGGGGGAGAUGGAGGAGGUUGACGUAGACCACAUCACCACCGACAUACCGUCACAGAAGUGUCCCUUGGUUUGUGAGUCUGCCUCCCAUGCCUGCAUUGACAGAGAAAACAACCCGCUGACAGGGCCAGUAUUCAAGAACCCAAUAUGUAAGGUGUACCGAUUUCAAACAAUGGACAGCAAGUGGAUGCUUGUGCGGGAACAAAUGGAGGAGUGCACAUUGUCCUUUAGCAUCCCCAAACAGCUGCUCUCACUGUACAUUCAGGAGGACAUGAGUAGGGUGCAGGAUCUGAGGGACCUGGGGGAGCUUUCUCCUCACUGGGACAACUUAAGGAAGGAGGUGAUGACACGAUAUGGAGGAAUAAUCAGCUCCUACCAAGAGACUUUGGCUGAACUGGACAAGAUUACUGGUCGGUCAUUCAAGCCAAGCUGCUGCAAAGCCCAGAAAUCUCUGGAGUUCAUCCCAAUAAACUUGCACACCCAGAGGAUGAGGGUGACGUGCCCCAGAAAAACAGAUGCAUUCUAUGAUAUUGUCACUGUCGGUGCCCCUGCAGCCCACUUCCAGGGCUUCAAAUGUGGUGGUCUGCAGCGUCUCCUCAGCAGAUACGAGGCAGAAAAAAAGAGCUUCAGCACUGCCUACCAGUGUAUCUACUACUCUCCAGAGCACACAGCCAAAGCUCAGGAGGUACUCAGCACCGUGAGCCUCCUCCAGCCCCUCAUCACAAGCUUAGCGGACCAGCUCCUCCAGGCAGCCCAGGAGCACUCUUCAACUGGACUGAAGGAUGCACUCAAGAACCUUUCUGACAAGACAGAACAAUUUGUUCACACACUUAAGGAUGAAUUGGUCAAGAGUGCACUGCUAGCACUGCACGCAGCACAGCCUGGGUACGUCUCCAAGAACCAGAAGCAAACCCCUGUGCAGGCAGGCCAACAUCAAGGCCACAUUCACCAGCGCACUGACCAGAAUCAGAGUCCAGUCCAGGGACUUCCAGGCCACAGUCCAGCCUCAUCAAUCACUGAGAGCACGGUGAUGUGUAAUAAUGUGGAAGGAUCACAAACCACAACCAGAGGAGAAGGUGGGACUCUCAAACACCAGGACUCCAUACCGCACCAUAAAGAGUAUGAUGAGGAGGAAUGGGACAGGGUGUGGGCCAACGUGGCCAAAUGUCUCAACUGUGUAAUCGCCAUGGUGGAUAAACUCCAGGAGGAGGACAACAGCAAACAGGAGCCAGUCCCUGAGCAGCAGCAGCUAGCUGAUGUCAUCACCUCACACAACCCUGGUGACUGGAGGGAGCAGCUGUGUCCUCUGGUGACCAGAUUAAAGGAGUGUGUGAUGGAAGUUGUGGAAAAGGCUAAGAAAGCCAUGACUUUCGUUCUACUGCAGGAGGCAGCCUGCAGCAUACCACAGGGCUUCCUCCUCCAACAGAGGCGAGAUGUGGUCUUCAGUCAGGCACUGGCAGCCCUAGCCUGUGGUUUCGUAAUGAGGCUGUAUGCAGGAAUGCAGGACAAAGGAUUCCUGAGGCAGCUCCACCUGGUUGGCCUAAUAGCCCAGUUUGAGAGCCUACUCAGCACCUACAGUGAAGAGAUUGGGAUGCUGGAGGACAUGGAGGUUGGAAUUUCAGACCUGCAGAGAGUCGCGUUCAAGAUCACAGAGGCCAAAACAGAUGACCUCAGCGACCUCCAGCCUUUAGUGUGUGGCCGACGAGACCACUUCACUGUAGAAGUGCCAUUACCAAGACCGGUUUUCCAGACCUUGCCAGAGGAGAUCAAGGAGGGCAAGCCUCUACGAGUAUUCCCGGUGCUGUUUAACGUGGGCAUCAAUGAACAGCAAACUAUAGCAGAGAGGUUUGGCGAUAUCUCCCUACAAGAAAGAAUAAACCAGAAGAACUUCGAGAUGUUAGAAGCCUAUUACAAAUCAUUAAGUGAAAAGGUGCCACUAGAAUGUCUACCAUGUUUUCAAACGCAGACUGACAUAAAGGAAUUACUUGAAACCCUGGGCCAGAAUGUAGUCACAAAGAAGAGAAAGAAUGUGGAGAUACUAUGGAUUGCUGGAACGAUCUGCCGAAGGUUAAAUGGCAUCAGGUUCACCAGCUGUAAAAGUGCCAAAGACCGGACAUCCAUGUCUGUCACAUUAGAGCAGUGUGCCAUCCUACGUGACGAACACCAGCUCAGCAAGGAUUUCUUCAUCCGUGCUCUGGACUGUAUGCGGAGUCGGCUGACCCAGGGGGACCUCGGGCAGUGGGAGGACCCUGAGGCUGGCGCCGUGACAGAGAACAAACCAGCGUCACGACACUUUUACCCCAUUGCCCUGCUGCUUGUUAGCUCCCACUUACUGGUUGUGUGGCUCAUUUUAAGUCUUGUUUUUCUGCUUGCAAAGUAUCAAUAAAUUGCUGACAAUGCCAUCUCUACUCACUUCUUUUUUCUGUGUUUGCUGGUUGUUCUUUAAUGAGCGCGGGUAGCCAGGUUUUCUCGUGGUAGGGUAGUUGCAGUUGCUAUAGGGCGUUAAUCCCUGUGUAGUUGCUGAGGAUUGGGAGCAGUUUAUUUCAGAUAGAUUGUAUUAAGUAACAUAACUGGCAAGUAAAGUUUACCUCUGUCAGAUUUACCAGGACUCUUCUCUGAUAAAUUGUUAAUUGUUAAUAUCUGACUAAUAUUAAAUUUCCUAAAACUAACAUUAAUAUUAAGUUCAAACUAACUGAAAACAAAAUAUACUUUAAGUUAUAACUAUCAUAAUACACUAAUUAUACUUACUUGUACAUUAAUCAGACACAUCCGUUUUCAGUCAAGUAUUUAGGAUUGACUCAAACAUUAGUGCCCAUUCAUUUCAUCAUAAUGAAAAAACACGUCACCCAUUGCAGCAGUGUGAAUCACUGAUGUGUUUUUUGGGGCACCAUUUGGGCUUUAUAGCCAAGAGAAAUAAAUGAUACACAAUUUAGAUACACGAACCUUUAAGAAGAAUAUAGAACAUUAACUUGGAAUAUCAUGAAACAGCCGAGUGAACUAACAGAAGCUGUAUGUGAAACGGAUGAGUAAAGAUUUUUUUAGAGUAUUAUAUUGCUCAAAAGGGUGGCACAUAAUAGACAUACUCAUGUUCACAUUUGAUUAGAUAUAGGUACUAUACUGAAAUUUGCAAAUGGAUGAGCUUUGCAAGAGUUGAUCAUAAGUUCAUCAUGUUUUGCAGUACAGCUGAAAUGUAAAUACAUCACUGUAGAGUUUUCUCAGCAUGCCUAAAUCAGCUAAUGUAUUGUCAGUUGAAGAGGAGUGACCCACCUCUGGUAGACCUCUUUAGACCUUUGGUGCUUUUCAGUCUCUCAGGGGCAGAUAUUUCUUCUCUGUCUUUCUUAAUUUUUUUCUGUUUCUCUAAUUCUUUACUGGUCCAUCACAACACUACAGUAUUCUCUGUGUGUGAGUGUAGCUCUUUGCAGAUCUUCAUCUACAGUGAUGAGGAAAGUUCAAAACUACAACUCAAGAAAACACAAGCAAAUAAUGAAACCAGCUUCACCACUGUAACAACACAUACCGUAGGCUCCAGGUCCUCAGCCUGACAUCUAUCCACUGACUAGUCCAGUAGGUUAUAAUCAGCGCCUGGUUUCCUCCAUACACAUUACUGGGAAUUAUGACCAAAUACUUCAAUCUUCAGUCCCUUAGACUAGAGGAUCUUGUUUGUCAUGGUGUCGCUCAGGUCCCUUUUGGGCUGUUGUGUGCCUUUUAGGGAGGAAUGGCUUCCAUCUGGCCACUCUGAGACCUAAUUGGUGGAGUGCUGCACUGGAGGUUGUACAGUUUUUGUACAGUUCACUCAUCUCCACAAAGAAACUUUUCAUAGACCAUAGAUCUAUGAAUAUUGGCUUUUUGUUAUCUGUCUGACUAAGGCCCUUCAUCCCAGAUUAUUCAGUUUGGCUGAAUAAUUCCCAUAAUUCUGAUGGUCCCACUUCUUACAGCUUUACACUAUGUCCAACAAUUUUAAUCAGUCAUAUGAGUUGAUUUGUGUCAAAGGUAGUUGUGGUGGACGUGUUAUAAAUGGAUUGCCUUUGAGGUGUGUGUUUUAAGUGUUGGGCACAGGUUUUAUUGUUUUGGAUCCAGCACACUGGAUUUCCGGCACUGUUCAUCUGAUGUGAAUGAAAGUUAUUACUCAAACAAAUACAAACAAAUACUACUAAGAUUAGCAAGUAGCUGUUGUAACCCUGUUCACCUGGAGGCAUUUCUAGUAGAACAGAUAGAGGCUCACUUCCUUUUUCAAGUACAUAUCAGUUAUACUUGAGGAUAACACUCUCCUGUCAUGUGUCUGGAAAUCUAACCCUCUGGCUUUUGUCCCACACCACAUUACGCUUUCAAACAGAAACAUAAUCUUUGAUAUAUGACUGAAGCAUUAGCAGACAUGAGUUAGUACAGAGGCAAAGCACUUAAAGGUACUAAAACCUGAAUAAAUGAGCCAGGUCUUGGCUGAAAGGCAAUUUUUUAUAUUGUACCAAAGUGUUAUAAUCUAAAUCUAAAGGAGUACUUUUUAAAGUAUAAAAUGGUCUGAAGGUCUUUACUCGCACAAUCUUCCGAAACAUAAAAUCGUCAAACAGGAAAGUUUGUGACUGUUCAGCUGAACUGUGCUAAAAUACAACUUUUUUGGCCAAUUAAUGAGUCUGACUUAGGUGUUUGUUUGCAGGUCUAAAUGAAUGUGUAAUUUGUAAAUUUCCCCAUUGUGGGACUAAUAAAGCAUUAUCUUAUCUUAUCUUAUCUUAUGUGCCAGUAUUAACCUGUAGGUAAAGAUGGCAACAGUUGAGCUUCAACUAACGAGCUUGGAGCAAAGUUUUUUUGUGUAACCACCAAGAACAACCUGGAAAAAAGAAUGUUUAGCUUCUCAGUGAGAACCAUUUAAAUAUUAUUUUAAAUUUGUAUGAUAUUUGCAUGAGUCGAGAAGUCCAAAUCAACUAAUGCUAGGAAGAGGAAAGAUGACAUAGAAAGCCUGGAUGGGAAGAAGUCUCAGGUAAGACUGAGGGAGUGAGCAAAAAACGAGCGAGGGUGCACUUUGACAGAGAGGAGAGAGUAUUCUUUUAUUUUGAAAGUAAAAGGAAAGGUCUGACAGGAUGACCUUUCACUUCUAGAUCCUCUUUCCUGAUUUUUUUUCUCUUUUCUUUGAGAACACUGUCUUGUUUACCUCGAUAAUAUCAAGUUUGUUGUUGCAAUGAAUAUGAUUCUGCUCUAAAGGUCUGUGCUGCAGGUCAGAACACACCAAGAGUGUAAGCAAAUAUGUCGCAGGUUGUUUUCAACCACAUUCCCUGAUCUUCACCAGCAGAUUAAUGUUACCCAACAGUCACAGAGUUGGUAGAUGUUGGUAGAAAUUUGUAUUUUUUUUUUU
Lates calcarifer (barramundi perch) is the source of this 5982-nucleotide messenger RNA. RefSeq names its product inositol polyphosphate-4-phosphatase type II B (gene inpp4b). The record is from RefSeq and is a predicted model, not a curated record. Bases 142 to 3024 code for a protein of 960 amino acids. Gene Ontology annotation, cellular component: cytoplasm. Gene Ontology annotation, molecular function: phosphatidylinositol-3,4-bisphosphate 4-phosphatase activity. The transcript has 22 exons. Lineage: Eukaryota; Metazoa; Chordata; Actinopteri; Centropomidae.